Molecule: messenger RNA, 2675 nt
Organism: Anguilla anguilla (European eel)
Lineage: Eukaryota; Metazoa; Chordata; Actinopteri; Anguilliformes; Anguillidae
Product: switch-associated protein 70-like
Exons: 12
Coding region: 54-1847 (597 amino acids)
Cellular component (GO): nucleus; cytoplasm
Source: RefSeq, a predicted model, not a curated record
AGAAAUGCUUUUUAUUCACACGGAGGGACACGCGGGCGAAAGGAACCUUCAAAAUGGGACUCAGGGACGAGCUUUUAAAGCCAAUCUGGCACGCUUUCACCGCCUUGGAUCUAGACAAAUGUGGGAAGGUGUCUAAAUCGCAAUUGAAGGUGCUGUCUCACAACCUGUGCACUGUAAUGAGGAUCCCUCAUGACCCUGUGGCCCUGGAGGAGCACUUCAAAGACAACGACGAGGGCCCCGUCUCCACCCAGGGAUACAUGCCCUAUCUGAACCGCUUCAUCCUGGAUAAGGUCCGUGAUAACUUUGACCGCUUGGAAUUAAAUAAGAUGUGCUGGACCCUGUGCGCCGGCAAAAACCUCAACAUCAACCACCUGCUCAUCACAGAUGAGGAUGCCUUCAAGAUUUGGUGUGUCUUCAACUUCCUGUCAGAGGAGAGGUACCCCCUGGUCAUCGUCAUUGAGGAGAUCGAGUACUUCUUGCGGAGACUAAUGGAGGCCAUGGGGGGCAGCUGGGAGGAGGAGAGGUUUCAGAGCUACAGGAUGCAGCAGAGCAGAAGGCAGCGGGACCUCAGUGCCUGGGAGUUCAUUGAUCUGGUGGGCCAGGGCCACUUCAGCAAGGGCAUGCACCGUCAGACCCUCUCCAUGGGCAUCAAGGAGGUCUUCCAGGAGCUCAUCCUGAACGUGCUCAAGAAGGGCUACAUGAUGAAAAAGGGUCACAAAAGGAAAAACUGGACAGAGCGCUGGUUUGUGCUGAGGCUUCACUCGCUCUCCUACUACGUCGGUGAGGAUCUGACAGAGAAGAAAGGAGACAUUUUACUGGAUGGACGCUCAUGCGUUGAGUCUUUACCAGACAAGGAGGGGAAGAAGUGCCUCUUCAUCAUCAGGUGCUCUGACAAAAGCUUUGAAAUCAGUGCCUCUGACACGAAGAAGAAGCAAGAAUGGAUUCAAGCCGUCCAGUCCUGCAUCUAUGCACUGAGGCACAACCAGGUCUCCCCGCACCGCGCAGCUCGGCAUCAGCGCAGGGAGCUGCGCAGGAAGCUGCAGGCCGAGCAGGACCAGCUGCAGGAGGGCAUGCGACAGCUGCAGGUUGCCAGUGAGCAGAAGCAGCGAGAGCUGGAGGCCAUGAGAAAGAAACUGCAGGACACGGCGACCAGCGCCGCCCUGGAGGAGCGCAAGAGAAUGCAGACGCAGCACGAGCUGCAGGAGCGGUACCGCGCCGACCUGGAGAGGGAGAAAAUGGUGCGGCAGCAGAUGGAGCGGCAGGUGGCGCAGAAGUCCAGCGAGCUGGAGCAGUACCUGCAGCGCGUCAAGGAGCUGGAGGAUAUGUACCACCGCCUGGAGGAGGCGCUAGAGGACGAGAGGCAGGCCCGGCAGGACGAGGAGAACAUGCGCAAGCUGCAGUCCAGGCUCCUGGAGGAGGAGGCGUGUAAGCGGGCGGAGCUGGAACACCUCCACACGCAGCAGCUGAGAGCCAUGUCUCAGACGGAGGCGGAGAAACAGGAGCUGGAGAAGGAGCGCAAGGAGAAGGAGAGCGCGCUGCGGGCGGCCAUGGUGCAGCUGGAGCAGCUGGAGAACGAGAGGAGAGGAGCUCUGCAGCAGUAUGAGGAAGUGACAAAGAAACUGGAGAGCGCGACAAACAAGACCAAGAGCUGGAAGGACAAGGUGGCACAUCACGAGGGCCUGAUUCGUCUCAUUGAGCCAGGUGUUAAGGGGCCACAGAGGAUCACAAACUGGGGACCAGCAGCCUUCACUGAGAACGAGCUCAACCUGAGGGAACAAGAAUGGCAACAGAGGAAGAACCAGCCCCCCAAGCCCCCCAAGCCCUCCAAGCCUCCCAAGGCCCAGUAGAGCCCAGCCCUACCUUGCCCAACACAGCCCCAACGUUACUGCAGCACUGUGAACAUGUGAUAUCGUUGCUUCCAUGUUACCGAAAGGAUAUUUAAUAACUGGAAUCAUAUGUUGAGUAACUAUAUAGCCAUUGCUCUGACAUUGCAGAAUCUGCACCAGCCAUAAUUUAGUUCUAGAUUGUUGAAUAUGUAGCUCGCAGCUACCAGUACAAAACAGUAGGUAAAAAAAAAAUUUUUUUUAAAAUGAGAACACAGCAUGUAGGGAGGAUAUUCUUAAUUUUAAAGCGGCCCAUGACCUGAUACUAUAUGUUCAGAUUCUGCACAUAUUUGUUUUAACUUUCCAGGGGUUUCUUGGGCUGUUUUGAACAUAUUUUAUACAUUUUUAAUUUUUAACACAUGCCAUAGCUUCAAUUAAUUUGUUCUUAGUAAAAGUGAAAUUAUGUAUUACGUUUUGUUGAAUUGUUUGUCAGAGUGCUAUAAGAUUUCAGUUUCAUUUGUUACUUUAAAAAAGAAUGUUUUUGCCAUUUUUGAUAAUGUAUGAAGAAUCUGUGCAGCAUUCUUUUUGUUAAAUUAUUCUGGGCUCUGCUAGCAAAGUAUUCAGUAUUUCUAAUACUGUAUUUCUAAAACAAGUCUAAUACAUGUUGUUUAAUAUUUUGUCUUAUUCUACUACAAGUGAUUUUAAUGAGUUGAAUUUGAAAUAUUUACCUUUUCAAAAUAAGAUAAAACACCUGGAGCUGGUAUUCUAUAAUUUGUAAAGUUAACUUUUGCAAUGAAAGAUCAAAUAGAUCCCCCCCCAAGAUACUUAACUGCAUAAAUAUUGCUUAGCUUA